Molecule: messenger RNA, 2852 nt
Organism: Budorcas taxicolor (takin)
Lineage: Eukaryota; Metazoa; Chordata; Mammalia; Artiodactyla; Bovidae
Gene: CENPC
Product: centromere protein C
Exons: 19
Coding region: 1-2832 (943 amino acids)
Biological process (GO): attachment of mitotic spindle microtubules to kinetochore; kinetochore assembly; spindle attachment to meiosis I kinetochore
Cellular component (GO): kinetochore
Molecular function (GO): centromeric DNA binding
Source: RefSeq, a predicted model, not a curated record
AUGGCUGCAUGGGGGCUGGAUCAUCUCAAAAAUGACUACAGAAGAAGAUUUUGCCGACCUUCCAGGGCACCUGACAUUAAUACAGAGCAAGGCCAGAAUAUACUGGAAGUCUUACUAGACUGUUUUGAAGAAAAAAGUCUUGCCAGUGAUGUUAGUAAAAAUGCCACAAAAUCAGUGCUUUAUUCAACACCUAAACCAAAAGAUAUUUGUGUUCAGUCAUCAAGCAAAGAGACUCAGAGCCCAAAGUCACAUCCAAAGUCAGGUCCAGUUUCUUCAAGGAAGAAAGAAGCCCCUCUGCAGUUAACUGUAGAACUAAAUGAAGCUGUCAACAAAUCAGUUCAGAACCAUGAGGUUCAUCAGAAAAUUUUGGCAACUGAUGUUCAUUCUAAAAAUACAUCUGACUUGAGAAAAAUGUCAAGUAAAAAACUAAAAGAUAAUCACAGUGAAGCUGAUGAGGAUUGUUACUUAUCUGUUGGCUCACCUUCUGACCUGGACAUUAAAGCAUCUUCAUUGCAAAAGGGUAGUCCAUCUGUUGCCCAAAAGAGAGAGACCCACACUUCCAAAAAUUCAGUAAAUAUGCUGUCUUCAAGUACAGAGAUUUCUCAUAAAACCAGAAAAAGGUUAAGCUUUGAAGAUAAAGAUGUUUUAAAGAAAGUAGAAAUAACAAAUGAAGUAUCAGAAAUAGAGGAUAAAGUAUCAGAAGGACUACAAGACAGGAAACAGUCAAGAACAUCUCAAAAAAGAAUACAAGAUUCAGAAUAUGAAAAUCAACCGCAAGCUAGAAAGAGUUUUUCAACGUUGUUUUUAGAAACUGUAAAAAGAAAAAGUGAAUCCAGUUCUGUUGUUAGGCAUAUAGCAACUGUUCCACCUCAUUUAUCUCCUGCAAAUAAUACGAAGUUAUUGGAAGAUGAAUUUGUAAUUGAUGAAUCAGAUAAAAGUUUUGUCAGUCAACCUUGGAUUACUAUACCAAGAAAGACUGGGCCUCUGAAGCAGCACACAGCAUCCCCUGCUGAGAGCACUGUCCUUCAGAGGAAGAAGUCAAGAGAAAGACAUGACAGUGUAUCAUCUGUGGCUUUGACAAGUAACAAGCAUCCUGGCAAAGCUCACCCAGUAGAGAAAUCUCAGCCCUCUGAACCAAAAAUACCGGGUGGGAGUUGUGCUUUGUCAGAUGAUGUAGAAAAUAACUGUAAAUCUACAAAAUACGAAAUAUAUUCUGAGAAUGCAAAAAAAUCAUCUGGAGACAAAAGGACUAUAAAACAAAAACAGAGAACAAAAUCUGAGGCCAAUGUACCUGAAGAAGAAGUUAAUGUGAGGCAAUCUAAAGAUAAAAAUAUAAAUAUAUCACAUACUGUCCAAGACAAGUUACAAAGAAAUUCAGACAAAAAUAUGGAAGAGGAUGAAGAGAUAAGCGUUAGCGUUUCCAAGAAUCAGUUGCUUUCUGUGGGAAGCAAGAAAGGUAGCACCAAUGUUCCUCAUAAAAAGAAUCAGAAAAAAGAUAAGGAAUGCAAAAAGAAGCAUUUUUCAAGUGGGUCCAAGAACAACAAAAUUGAACCUGAAGAAUUAACUUCAACUAUCAGAAGAAGUCAAAGAAUUUCUAGAUGCCCAUCUGAUUGGUGGGUGGUAAAAUCAGAGCAGGGUUCUUUUUCUAGCAGUUCUUCAGUAAGAAAUGAACUGUCAGUGUAUCAUAACAGUAGACAAAAACCACCUGCUGAAAAAACAAACCAAUCAUCUAAGAAUAUUGGAAAAAAAGCUGCUCCAUUUAAAAAGCAGAAGAGAGCUAACAAAGGCAGCUCAGGAGCACAGGUUUUAUAUGCUAAAGAUUCUGGUGGUUCCCAGAAUGAGUCAUUGGGAAGCAAUGAAGCAGACCUGGCUAAGAAGAAAAAUCCUAAUCCUUCUGGAGAUACACGAAGCUCAAAGAAUCAAGAUAGUAUGGCUGCACAAAAUGUUCAUCAAAAGUCUCAAAUGAGUGUAUAUACAUGCACGACACCAACAAAGUCAAACUUGGAUUCUGGAGAGCCUGGGACUUCAGUUUUGGAAGGAAGUGGACCUUUUCGGCUCAAGAAUUAUUUAACGUCUGGAAAGAACAAUUCAGAUGUGGAAGAUAAUGUAGUUCAAGAAAAUUUGAAUGAUUCAAGAGGAGAAAUAUCUGAUUCAACACCAGAGAGCAAGAUGCAUCACAAAUUAGUAUUGCCCUCCUGUACACCAAAUGUUCGCAGAACUAUGAGAACACGAUCAAAACCUUUGGAAUACUGGCGAGGGGAACGAAUAGAUUAUCAGGCAAGGCCAUCAGGAGGAUUUGUGAUUGGUGGAAUACUGUCACCAGACACAGUAUCAUCUAAAAGGAAAGCAAAAGGAAACUUGGGAAGAAUCAUUACAACAGCUAAUAGGAAAAGAAUCUGUCUUGAAAAUGAAGAAAGAAAGAAUAAAUUCAUGGUAAAUCUGAAUAUACCUCUGGGAGAUCCUCUGCAGCCAACAAGGGUGAAGGACCCAGAAACACAAGAGACUGUUCUUAUGGAUCUUAUAAGGCCACGAGAUACAUACCAAUUUUGUGUUGAACAUGAUGAGUUGAAAGUAUAUAAAACAUUGGAUACACCGUUUUUUUCUAGUGGAAAAUUGAUAAUAGGACCACUUCAAGAAAAGGGAAAACAGCAUGUAGGCCUAGAUACAUUGGUUUUUUAUGUUAAUCUUGGUUACCUUUUAUGUACCUUACAUGAAACACCUUAUAUAGUAACAACUGGGGAUUCAUUCUAUGUUCCUUCAGGUAAUUAUUACAACAUCAAAAAUCUCCUGAAUGAGGAAAGUGUUCUUCUUUUUACUCAGAUAAAAAGUUGAAAGAUGAAGCAAAGUUUAAG